Messenger RNA from Pseudonaja textilis, 2482 nucleotides. The record is from RefSeq and is a predicted model, not a curated record. NCBI's taxonomy places the organism in Eukaryota, Metazoa, Chordata, Lepidosauria, Squamata, Elapidae.
AGCGGCGGCGGCGGCGGCGGCGGAGUGGAGGAGGGGGCGCCGCGGCGGAGCGAGCGCGGGGAUCCGCACACCGGCGGCGGCGGCGGCGGCGGCAGGUGUGAGCCGUCCGGAUGGCGGAGUCCGGACCGCAGCCGCCGGGCGGCGCGCCCAGCCGGCACGAGAAGAGCCUGGGGCUGCUCACCACCAAGUUCGUCUCGCUGCUGCAGGAGGCCAAGGACGGCGUGCUCGACCUGAAGCUGGCAGCAGAUACUCUGGCAGUGCGGCAAAAGAGACGUAUUUAUGAUAUUACAAACGUCCUUGAGGGCAUUGGACUUAUCGAGAAGAAAUCGAAGAACAGUAUUCAGUGGAAAGGUGUGGGGCCUGGCUGUAAUACCCGAGAAAUUGCCCACAAGUUGAUUGAGUUGAAAGCAGAGAUUGAGGACCUGGAACAUCGGGAACGAGAGCUGGAACAGCAGAAGAUGUGGGUGCAGCAGAGUAUCAGGAAUGUCACCGAUGAUGUACAGAACAACGAAUUAGCGUAUGUGACAGAUGAGGAUCUUUGCAAGUGCUUCCCAGGCGACACAUUGCUGGCCAUCCGAGCUCCGUCAGGAACCCAGCUAGAAGUUCCUGUCCCUGAGGGCUUAAACGGCCAGAGGAAAUACCAGAUCCACUUAAAGAGCAGCAACGGUUCCAUUGAUGUUCUUCUAGUAAACAAGGAUGCCUGGAGCUCUCCUCCGGUGGUACUUCCUGUCCCUCCCCCGGAAGACCUCAUUCAGUGCCAGCCAAUCACUCCCUCUAAGAAGCCAUCCGUUCCCCCGUCCCAGGAGACCCCUCUUCCCAGCGGUGCCAACCCUCCUGGGUCUGUGCCCAGCAGCACGCAAGACCACAGGCCCUCCGUGCCCCAAUCGGCCGCCGUGGCAGAGACAGGCACCUCGACAGCAGAAUCAAAAAGUAGUGUGGAGCUGGACUCGCUUACCCCUUCGACCGUACCGGCCAGCCCGCCAGCUGGGCUUGAUACGCAGCCCCUCCAAUCCUCAGCCUUGCUGGACAGCAGCUCUGUCUCGCCCAGUUCCUUUACCUCUUUCGAGCCAAUCAAGUCCUUCCCCACAGAAAUACUGGAAUUUCCCAAAGAGCUUUCAGAAAUGUUUGAGCCAACCAGAGAGUGCAUGAAUUCGGAGUUGCUUGAAGAGCUGAUGUCCUCUGAAGUGUUUGCUCCUUUACUCCGCCUCUCCCCACCUCCCGGAGACCACGACUACAUCUACAACUUGGAUGAGAGCGAAGGGGUUUGUGACCUUUUCGACGUCCCGAUUCUCAACCUCUGACUUUUGACUGCCUGGAUGGACGGACUUUGGGAUACGGAUUCCCCCCCCCCCCUUUUUUUUUUUAAAAAAGGAAACUUGUCUCAAAGGAAUGUGGGGGAAAGCCCCAAACUCUUCAUUCUGGAUUCUUUGUCCGCUAGUGCUCGAGUGAAACACAGAGCUGCUCGGGUCUAGACCGAAAACCAAUCAGGACGAGAGUCUUGUCUCCAGCUUUUUUCUUCUUUCCUUUUCUUUUUUCCCCUCUUCCCUGGCUUAUCUUGGUCCCGUCCUUUGUCCUUUCACGGAUCCUGAGUGGGCCUCCUUCCCAGGCACCUGCUGUUGAAUCUUGCCGAGCAGUAAAAGCGCUUCCUUGAGUCCCCUUCUAGCCUGUUUUGGCAUCCCUGCACUGCUGGGGGCACUUUGCACCUCCUUCCCUCCUUCCUAAUUACCAACAGAACAGCCAAAACGGAGCCAGGUGGUUUGUGUGUGUGUGUGGGGAAAAAAAUCCAGCCCUGGCCUCUCUUUUGGCUCGUUCGUAGAAUUCAAACGACGGGGCGGCCUCUCUUUAGCAAUUGUCUGCUUUGGGCAUGAUGGAAUGUGGGCCUCUCAGCUGCCUUUUUUUCUUUUCUUUAAUGUGCUUAGAAGUGGCGUUUCAAGUAACCCUCCUGGUCCAUCUUUUCAACACAAAGCACGAAGCCCUUUUCCCCCCCCUGUAGGUUGCCUAGACUUAAUUCGUGUGUGUGUGUGUGUGUGUUUGCGUGUGAGCGCGUUUUGUUUUUAAGGUGCCAGUUUUGCACAGUCACUUUUCCUCCAAAGAGUCAGAACUCAGAAAGGAUUUUGUUAGAAAGGAGGUGUGCAGAAACAAGUUGGGACUUCGAGCAGGUGGGACCUACCUGCCUGUUGUCAACCCAAAGCUGCUUUUGCACACGCACCGUCCUGGGUUGUCCCCCCCCCUCCUUCCCCCCCCCCCCCCAUCUGCAGCUGUGCUGCAUCAGGAAGGGAAGAGCUGGCUGGGACUAACUGGGAGGCUUGCUUUCUCUCUCAAGCCCCUCCCUCCCUCCCCCGAUGUCUCCAUUGGGACCCUCCGACGGAGGAGAUUUAGUCACAGCGAAGGGAGCCUCCCUGGCGUGUCCUCCUUCCGUAGCUGCUAGAGUAGGGCUUUUCGGGGUGCGAUGUUUCCCUUCGCGAUUUGCUAGACGUAUUAC